Molecule: messenger RNA, 1749 nt
Organism: Sinocyclocheilus grahami
Lineage: Eukaryota; Metazoa; Chordata; Actinopteri; Cypriniformes; Cyprinidae
Product: sodium- and chloride-dependent GABA transporter 2-like
Exons: 14
Coding region: 1-1749 (582 amino acids)
Biological process (GO): nitrogen compound transport; amino acid transport; sodium ion transmembrane transport
Cellular component (GO): cell projection; plasma membrane
Molecular function (GO): gamma-aminobutyric acid:sodium:chloride symporter activity
Source: RefSeq, a predicted model, not a curated record
AUGGACAGAAUAGAAGGACAAAUAGAGGAGAGAGGGCACUGGGGCAGUAAAGCAGAGUUUCUUCUGGCUGUGGCAGGGAAUGUGAUUGGACUGGGUAACGUGUGGAGGUUUCCUUACCUCUGCUACAAGUAUGGAGGAGGGGCAUUCCUGAUACCCUACCUGGUGUUUGUGGUUACCUGUGGGGUGCCUCUGUUCCUGCUAGAGACAUCUAUGGGACAGUACACGCAGGAAGGGGGUAUUACAUGUUGGCAUCGGCUCUGUCCACUUGCUGAGGGUAUUGGCUAUGCAGGACAACUGAUUCUUCUCUACAGUUGCAUGUAUUACAUCGUCAUUCUGUCUUGGGCGCUUUUCUACCUCAUCUCCUCUUUUAGCUCCCAACUUCCGUGGGCCAGUUGUGACAACACCUGGAACACAGAUGACUGUGUAAAUCUUGCUGCAAAGAAUUUGACCCUCAACCGAACAACGCUGAUUAAUUCAACACCUGCAGCUACUGAGUUCUGGGAACGCAGAGUGCUCUCUCUCUCUGGAGGUAUUGAGGAGAUCGGUAGGAUCAACUGGGAGAUUCUUCUGUGUCUUAUUGCAAUGUGGGUCAUAUGUUAUUUCUGCAUCUGGAAAGGAGUCAAAUCUACAGGCAAGGUGGUGUAUUUCACAGCUACAUUUCCUUAUGUGAUGCUGCUUGUGUUGCUGAUUCGUGGGUUGACUCUUCCUGGAGCUCUGCAGGGGAUUGUGUUUUACCUGUACCCUGAACCGGCCCGUCUCUUUGAUCCGCAGGUUUGGUUGGAGGCCGGAGCUCAGAUCUUAUUUUCCUAUAGUGUGUCUGUUGGCACUCUCACUGUUUUAGCCAGCUACAAUAAAUACAACAACAACUGCUACAGGGACAGCUUGUGGCUUUGCGUUCUGAACAGUUGCACGAGUUUGGUGGCUGGCUUUGCUGUGUUCUCGGUAUUGGGCUUCAUGGCCCAAGAGCAGGGCAUCCCCAUUGCAGAGGUGGCAGAAUCAGGGCCAGGACUAGCAUUCAUAGCUUAUCCACAGGCAGUAGCUAUGAUGCCUCUUCCUCAGUUGUGGGCUGUUUGUUUCUUCAUCAUGAUUAUUUUGCUGGGGCUAGAUACACAGUUUGUUUCAAUGGAAGCCGUCACAACGUCAGUGAUGGACCUGUUCCCCAUGAUUCUGCGCAGAGAAGGACGGCGAGAAAUCUUCAUUCUGCUCUUCUGUCUCACUUGCUUUUUGGGCCAAUUCAUCAUGGUUACAGAGGGGGGGAUAUAUGUAUUCCAGUUGUUUGACUACUAUGCCUGUAAUGGAGCCUGUGUACUGUUCCUGUCUGUGUUUGAAUCUCUGGUCAUGGGUUGGAUUUUUGGGGCUGAGAGAAUGUUUGACAUCAUUGAAGACAUGACAAAGUCACGGCCCAACUAUAUAUUCAUGCUGUGCUGGAAAUACCUGACUCCUCUCGUAUCUGUGGUGUCUUUUGUCUGUUCUAUGGUGGAGUACACACCCCUCACUUUUAACCGCUGGUAUGUGUACCCAGACUGGGCGUAUGCACUAGGCUGGUUACUGGCUCUGUCCUCCAUCGUACUGGUGCCUGGAUGGGCGCUGGGUCAACUGUUUGCUGGGAAAGGGAGUCUGAAACAGCGUUGGCGUCACCUGUGUAGUCCUGAUCCAGAGCUUCCUCUCACCUGUAAACAAAGAGCUGAAAUGAAGGAAACUACUUUCACUGCAGAGAUGGAAGAUUUAGUUAGGGCAAACAUAGAUUAA